Messenger RNA from Uloborus diversus, 907 nucleotides. RefSeq lists its product as uncharacterized. Lineage: Eukaryota; Metazoa; Arthropoda; Arachnida; Araneae; Uloboridae. The coding region runs from base 142 to 867 and encodes 241 amino acids. Gene Ontology annotation, cellular component: transcription regulator complex; nucleus. The transcript has 3 exons. Gene Ontology annotation, biological process: regulation of transcription by RNA polymerase II. The record is from RefSeq and is a predicted model, not a curated record.
UGCGUCGGGCUCCGCGAAGCGACGCGACCCAGUGCUGGGUUCGAUCGGUACCGAGCGCAUGCGUGCGUGGUUCCGCGGAAGACGUCUCGAGUUCUUUGGAAUCCUAUUAAUUGAAGGAAGUUUUUGAUAACUUUUUCCAUCAUGGAGAUGUUUAUAGAGAAUGUCCGCAGCUAUCCCUGCCUGUGGGAUAUGGACAACCCCGCGUACAAGGACUUCGAUGCCAUGGAGAAGGCUUGGGUUAAGGUGGCGGCAGCAGCGAAUUUCCCAGACGCGAAAUCUGCUCGGAUGAAGUGGAAAAAACUGCGCGACAAUUUCCGCGAGGCACUGAAAAGACAGAAAGAUUCGAGCAAAAGCAGCAGCUCUCGCGUUUGGAGGUACCAGAAGCAGAUGGAGUUCCUCAUCCCCUACAUGCAGAGCAAAGAUUUCACGCACAACGACAACGAAGCCCUGCUCGGGAUGAGUCCCUCCUCUUCGAACAAUAACAACAACAACCACGACAGUCUGUCCGUCUCGGUGUUCGACGAGGCCACGGGAAAUGCCCUCCUCAAGAGGUCUGCUGCUGAGGCCGUCUUGGACGACGAGUCGGGGUCCUCCGGCAGCAAGAAGAAGAUGCCAUAUCUGACAGAGGAAUUUCCCCACGGCAGUGACGACGUAGGAGAUUUCGGAGACUUAAACAGGAAUUUGGUCCAACCGGGAAAUCCACUGCUCGAUUUCUUCUGCAGCAUGUACAAUACGACGGAGCUUCUUCCGCGACAGUUACAGUUACAGGUCAAGAAAAAAAUUUUCGAAAUAGUCACUGAGGCGGAGGAAACGGCUAUUGUCCUACAACAGCAAGGCCAGGAAUACGACGUCCACCAGUUUCUGUGAAUUGAUGUAUGUAUGUAUGUGUCUUCUGUGUUCUUUGUUC